Molecule: messenger RNA, 154 nt
Organism: Meloidogyne enterolobii
Lineage: Eukaryota; Metazoa; Nematoda; Chromadorea; Rhabditida; Meloidogynidae
Source: the annotation of a GenBank genome assembly
UUCUAUGAAAUUCAUUAACCCAAAACUAACACUUCAUGAUGGCUAUGUUCGUCUAGCCUCUGAUUUUGAGUUAAAUGAACAAACUUUGCGAUUGAGAAUGACAGAGGCUUUUGAGAGAAUUAAAGCAGAAUCCGCAAAUAAUAUUGGGGGAUAA